GCAUGGGUAGGAUGGGGAGCAGAGGAUGGGGAAGGUGCAGCUGACACGGCAGAGGAGAAUGGAGCUGGGGUGACCAGGGGCUGGCACAGCUUGGCUGGAGGGGCAGCAGCUCUGGGCAGGCAGUGUUAAGCAGUCAGAUUGUCCAGCACUGCCUGAAGGGAUGCAUCCAGGACACCCCAUUCCCUGCUCAGUCGCCUCCCAGGCCACCUAGCUGGGAGUGGAGCUGCACCAUGGCUGCCCAUAGCAGGCUUGGAACACCCAUGCCUGUCUGCCACCCUCCUUGUCCACUGUGGUCUGUCUGCCACCCCCCAUGUGCCCACUGACUAAAGCAGGACCAUGCUGCCACGAGCCCCACAGGUACUUUUCAUCCCACUCUACGUCCUGCAAAGUGGAGGCAGUCUCUGGUGCCCCCCACUCCCUCCCUGCCUCAGGGUGGGGGUCCCUCAAUGCCCAGGCAGGUGUGGGGCUGUGACCCCAGGAGCCUGACAGAGUGGGGGCAGAGGGGACAUCACACUGAGGGACACAGUCUCACAGUGACAUGAACCCCUUUUUCUGCCUGCCCUGCUCUGGGUGCACCCGGCCUUGCAGGCCCUGAGCACGGCAGAGCAGGUGGGGAAGCUCGUGCAGGCACCACGGGUCAGACCGUGCCAGCAGCAUGUCAGUGGUUGGGUUUGGGAGAAUCCCAGCCACUCCUCGGGGCAGGUUCCAGCCUGGCCAGGAGGACGGGUCACCGAGCCCCAUGGUGGGUCCCGGGGCUGUCCCUGGGUCCUGUGCCGGGAAGAACCUGCCGCUCCUCCCAGCAGCCCUCUGGCAGCCAGUCGGGAAACAACAGCUCGCUUUGUUCUUUCACAAUCCGCUAAAGAAAUGGGGAAAAUCCCAAAUUUCAGCAGUGGUGCAACAGUUCCUGUAACCCUGUUUUGGGGCUGGCAGGCACUUCCCCUCUGCCCCAGGGGUUUGUUCACCCCUGGCUGACUCCGGCCCUUCCAAACCCCCCCGGCCCGUUGCCCAAGCCAAUCCCAGCAGUGCUCCCGUGGAUCCGGGAGGCGGGGAAGCACCAAGAUAUAAAUCCGGCAGCCCCGGCACCACUCCCCAUCGCACUGGUGAAGCCAGAGUUGCUGAAGCGACAUGAAGACCGUGGGGCUGAGCCUGGGGCUGGCCCUGCUCUGCUUGCUGCUCGUGGGGGCUGAGGACCUCGGCGCUGCGGAGUUGGACAAGAGCAAGAUUGCAGGGAAAUGGCACAUCACUGCUAUGGCCUCUGACUCCGAGAGCUACCUCCAAAGGAAGGACCAGCUGAAGAUGGCGAUGGCCAACAUCAGGGUCCUGGGGGAGGGUGACCUGAAGGUCUCCUUUGCAAUUCCCACCCCGGGGAGAUGUAUGAAAUUUGAGUCAAUCUACAGGCCAACAAACAUCUCGGGUGAAUACUACAGCUCUGACAGAGGCAAUAAGACAGCACAGCUGGUGAAUACCGAUGGCAGGACCUAUCUGAUUAUCUUUGCCACCAGAGAGAAGGAGGGGAAGAUCUUGCACAUGCUGAGACUCUACAGCAGAACCCGGUGGGUGAGACCCAAAGUCAUAGAGCUGUUCAAGACAUUUGCCAAGAUGAAGGGCUUCACCGACGACGCGAUCUGGAUACUGCCAAGGCAGGAGGAAUGCAACCUUGAUGAACCAUAGGCUGGCUCGUGGAUGCUCCUCCCAAGCAAUGCAAGACCCACACUUUGAAGCUCCAGGCUGCUGCUCCACCAGCCCUCUUCCAAGGUCCAUGGUCCAGGCUCUGACACAACCCCUACUCCUCCAGCACACAGUCCCUGCUUUUUGCCAAAUAAAGAGAAACUUAACCCAAA
Molecule: messenger RNA, 1841 nt
Organism: Myiozetetes cayanensis
Lineage: Eukaryota; Metazoa; Chordata; Aves; Passeriformes; Tyrannidae
Product: extracellular fatty acid-binding protein-like
Exons: 7
Coding region: 1126-1671 (181 amino acids)
Molecular function (GO): small molecule binding
Source: RefSeq, a predicted model, not a curated record